AUGUUCGGUUCCAAGAAAUUCUACUUCCCGACACGAUGGCGGAAUCACAACCUCCUGUAUAUACUUAUGGGCGUUGAGUUGCCGCUGGUGGUCAUCAUCCUAACAUUGACGGGUAUCGCGAAUCAUGAUCUCUACCGCACGAAGCUCUGGCAGGAUGGCGCCGACAAUGGCUUCAACAGUGCCCCCAAUGAGGCCCUCUACGCUGCGGCUAAUCACCGCCCGUUCACGACCCCGAUGGUUUGGAGCUCACUUAUCACCCGCUACAACCUCGUCCUCGGUAUCUUGGCUGUCUUCAUGUGGAUCACCAAGAUUCCACUUCACAUCCUUCAUAUGCUCUACCCGCCUGUGUGCGCCUUUGUUCACGCUGGCCUGGUCGCUGUUUGGAUUUACUCUGUACGGUAUCAAGCCGGCCCCGACAUGUCGGAUCCAGACCAUCCUCAACCUGGCGCACCGUGGUAUAUCACCAAGAAAUGCUCCGUGGCCUACGUGAAGUCAAAUGUGCAUUACUGCCAGCAAGCAAAAGCACUAUUCGCAUUUUCCAUCAUCAUCAUUCUCUUCUACUUCGGCAUCACCUGCCUCAGCCUACGCAACUGCAUCAUCACCGAGGAAGAGCGCCUGGAAAUCGAGGAGCGCCAGGAAGACGAGCGGGCCAUGAAGGAGUUCGAGGACUUCGUGCUCAAGUCGCCGGGCAUCCCCAUGACCACGAUGCAGCCCCUAGGCAUGCCUCCCAAGUCCCCGAUGCACCACGUCACCACGGCGCCGAGCGACGGCGGUUCGAGCUCGGACCUGCCCCUGCGUCAACAUUUCAGCACCCCGAACCCACGGCGCUCGAUGCAACAAGACUCGACGGAGACGCUGUCGGACCAUCAGCCCCAGCCGCAACCCUACUUCCCACCGCCACCGAAGAAAGCCGCCAAGAAUUGA
This is a messenger RNA of Aspergillus aculeatinus CBS 121060, 924 nucleotides long. RefSeq lists its product as uncharacterized. Lineage: Eukaryota; Fungi; Ascomycota; Eurotiomycetes; Eurotiales; Aspergillaceae. The coding region runs from base 1 to 924 and encodes 307 amino acids. The record is from RefSeq and is a predicted model, not a curated record. The transcript has 3 exons.